AAGCGGGGUGGGGAAGAGAUUGACACUGCGGAACCCAGAUCUCAAAGCGUUUUUUGCGCUGGGUGGUGAGUCUGCUUAACAAACUCCAAAAGUGAAGUCAAAACAUGUCGCAGCUCUCCACGAUCACCCUCUUCUUGUUACCAUGGAUUCCAGCCUUUCUCUGUAAGGUUACCACGGAGGAAGAGUUUGCCGUCCUGGAGGGGGGCUCCCUCACCAUCCCCUGCCACUACGAGCCCCAGUACGCCAGCUAUGUGAAAUACUGGUGCCAGGGGCGGACCAGGGAGUUCUGCACGUCGUUGGCUCGAACCGACGACCACCACCUGGUCGAUCCGGCCGAGAAGAAAGUGAGCAUUUUCGACGACCCAGUCCAGCUGGUGUUCACCGUGACCAUGACGGACAUGAAGGAGGGCGAGUCGGGGUGGUACAUAUGCGGCGUGGAGAUAGGUGGCGUGUGGGAAGCCGACGACGUCGCUUAUACAGACGUAAAAGUGGUUCACGGCAUGUCCGCUGUGAACAGCAGGAUGAGUGGAGCCGAGGGAAGCGCCGUCACAAUCGAAUGCCUCUACAGUGAGAGAUACAGAGGAAGCGAGAAGAAAUGGUGUCGGAGUGGCGACUGGAGAUCCUGCCUGUCGACAGGUUCUGACGGGAGCUACGAGGACUCCUCCGUGGCCAUCAGAGAUGACAGAACUGGGGCUUUCACCGUAACCUUUAAGAAGCUGCAGAUGAAAGACACGGCGUGGUACUGGUGUUCCGCAGGGCAGCAGCAGACAGCCGUGCACGUGCUGGUCACACCCCAACCCACCACCGUUCCACCAGUGUCGAGCCAGUCCUUCGCAGACCUGCCUCCAGCCAAACCCAUCACUAGGGAGACCUGGAGCAGCCACAGUCACAUGUUGGCAUCUGUGGUGGUCUGUUCAUCUGUCAUUUUCCUGGCUGUCGUGGCCAUAUUGGCCAUAAAGUUCUGGAGGCUGCACAAGAGAGACCGGGUUCCAAGAGACGUCGAGGAGAUGAGGGCGAAAUUCAGCGGCUGCUCAAGAGAAGCAGAUGACUUUCAAAACGCGGCAGUACUUUUCCUUCCCAACAAGGAUUCCCAAGAUGUGCUCGUGUACUGAUAUCUGAUGUUCUGCGACGUUUAUUGUUACUUUCACAAACCGAAUGUAUUGUUGUUCUUUUUUAUUUCCUUCCACUUGUCAGAGCAUGCACCCUCGAUGUCAUUGUUUUUCCUUUUGCAUUGUGCGCCACAGCACACGCUCGUCGUGCGCUGCUUCCUACAGUUCAGCUUUUACAAAUUUGCACCGCUUUCAUGCAUAUUUUCCAAAAAGAAAAACCCUAAUGAUGUUCACAUUUGGUUCAAAUCUGCCCUCUGUACUCAACAAAUGACUCAUCUAUGCAAUCAAUUCUGUCUGAAACUGGUUCAGGAAGUUCAGAGGGUAAUUUGAUAAUUUUAUUACCAUUUUCAGCUUAUUUAAGGGGAAUCUUGUGAUCAUAACUUCAUAAUCAGUGGGGGAAAAAAACCUUUGUUGGCUUUACAGCUGCAAGCUUUAUUA
Molecule: messenger RNA, 1547 nt
Organism: Xiphophorus couchianus (Monterrey platyfish)
Lineage: Eukaryota; Metazoa; Chordata; Actinopteri; Cyprinodontiformes; Poeciliidae
Gene: pigr
Product: polymeric immunoglobulin receptor
Exons: 8
Coding region: 105-1112 (335 amino acids)
Cellular component (GO): plasma membrane
Molecular function (GO): transmembrane signaling receptor activity
Source: RefSeq, a predicted model, not a curated record